Insectozyma verbasci is the source of this 1371-nucleotide messenger RNA. NCBI's taxonomy places the organism in Eukaryota, Fungi, Ascomycota, Pichiomycetes, Serinales, Debaryomycetaceae. The record is from the annotation of a GenBank genome assembly.
AUGACAAUUGAUAAAGAAGGACCAAAAUAUGAUAGAAUAGCAAUUAUAGGCGGUGGACCAGCUGGUUUAGCAGCUGCAAAAGCAUUAGCUUACGAACCUAUAAAUUUCAAGACUAUAGAUUUAUAUGAACGAAGAGAUAAAUUAGGUGGAUUAUGGUAUCAUCAUGGUGAUAAAACAAAAUUACAUCCUUCUGUACCUUCAGUUAAUCAGUAUUCAAGAGAAAUGACCUCUGAAGGUGCUUUAAAAGAGGAUAUUUACACAUCUGCAAUUUAUAAAUACAUGGAAACUAAUAUAGUUUAUCCAAUAAUGGAAUAUAAUCAGGUAUAUUUCCCCAGAAAUUCUAGAAUUUACCCAUUGAGACAAUCUGUGUUAGAUUACAUUGAAGAAUAUAUAAAAUCUAUGCCUGAAUCAGUCAAUUUCAAUCUCAAUUCAAACAUUAUAUCAGUUGAGAAGGUGAAUGAUGUAUGGCAGGUCAAAGUUGAGGAUGAAGAGGUUAAAGAAUAUGAUGCUGUAGUUAUUGCAAAUGGUCAUUUUAAUACACCGUACAUUCCAGAUGUACCGGGAUUAAAAGAAUGGAAUGAACAUCUCUCUAAUACAAUUUCACAUUCUAAAUAUUAUCAAUCUCCAAAUGAUUACAAGAAUAAAACUGUGUUAGUGAUUGGAAAUGCAGCUAGUGGAGUCGACUUAUCAACACAAAUAAGCACAGUAGCAAAGAAAGUUUAUGUUUCUGUUAGGGAUAAAUCGAAAUUGACUUUGAAAAAUUCAUUAAUUGAUUAUAUUGGAAUGGUAGAGGAGUACAACCACACUGACAAAUCAGUAAUCACAAGAGAUGGAGAAACAGUCAAUGGCAUAGACUCCGUUAUAUUCUGUACUGGUUAUUUUUAUAGUUUUCCAUUUUUGAAGCUUGAUAAUAUAUUAACUGAUGGAAGACAAGUUCAAAAUAUUUAUAAACAAAUUUUUAAUAUUCAAGAUCCAUCAAUUUCAUUCGUUGCAUUACUUAAAAAUUUUUUGCCUAUGCCAGUUUCAGAAUAUCAAUCAUCAUUAAUUGCAAGAGUAUAUUCUGGUAGAUAUAAAUUACCAAAUGAAGAAGAAAUGAAAGAAGAUUAUGAAAUAGAAAUGAUUAAAAAAGGUAAAGGUUCACCAUUUCAUGAUUUUUCAUUCCCUAAAGAUAUUGAUUAUUGUGAACAUUUAAAAUCAUUAAUUGAGACUCAAAAUUGUUUACAAAGUGGUUUAAUUGGACCAUUAUGGACAAAAGAGAAGAUAUAUUAUAGACUGCAAACUAAAAUACAAAAAGAAGAAAGACUAAGAGAUUUGAUUGAACAUGUUAAACAGUUACGAAAAGAAGGUAAAGAUUUUUCAUUACUAAAUUAA